Juglans microcarpa x Juglans regia is the source of this 1291-nucleotide messenger RNA. RefSeq lists its product as uncharacterized. Bases 449 to 1180 code for a protein of 243 amino acids. Lineage: Eukaryota; Viridiplantae; Streptophyta; Magnoliopsida; Fagales; Juglandaceae. The record is from RefSeq and is a predicted model, not a curated record. The transcript has a single exon.
GAAGAAGAAACUGGUUGUUGUUGAAGUGAACCCUAAGUCAGCUUAUGUUUUCGUGUCUUCAUGUCUGAGGCAUAGUGUGAAGGCUUUGGGAGCCAUGGGCCUUGUAGUUGGAAGAUUAAGAUAGCACCUGGGUCGUGGACCAUGAGGCCGCAGGCCUUAUUAGACAUUUAGUUAAUUUCCAAGUGGCCUUAGGCCUAGUUACAUUAGGGACAUUAUAGUAAUUUCAUGAUACUAGUAUAUGAGUCUGUUGUGAGGAGUAGAGAGACUAUUCUGGAAUAUUUUACUGUUCACGCUGUUUGGAGGAGCUCCCCCUCGAAGAGAGCAUUAUCCCUUUUAUUUUACAGAUCUGAUUCAAUACAAAUUACUACUAUCCAUUAUACAACUAUUCUUCUCAAUCUUAUAUACUGUUACAAGUGGUAUCAAGAGCCCCUUUCCUGCUUUUGAAAUCAUGGCUGAAGGCACAAGACUCAAAGAUCUCAAUGAAGGCUUUCAAUCCUUCAAGCGUUCGACAGAAGUUCACAUCCAACAGACCGAUUCCCAGUUUACUACAAUCAGCGUGGAGAUGCAGGCAAUGAGGCGGCAGAUGGAAGCUAUGAUGCAGCAAUUUUCUACAAUGGCGUCAGAUCUGCAUAAAGUUAACACAAUAUUAUCAACUGGACCAAGCAACAAUGGAGAUAGUUCCAUAAAUCAGCAGCUGGUAAAUCACCCAGGAGAUGUUCAACCUCGAGCUGUAAGGUUAGCUUUUCCUGUUUUCAAUGGGGAUGAUCCCCAUGGCUGGCUCUACAAGGUGAAUCAGUUUUUUACCUUCCACAAUACACUUCCACAACACCGUUUACGGUUAGUGUCCUUUCAUGUGGAGGGUAAGGCACUAGUUUGGUUUCAAGAUUUAGAUGAAUCAGGUUUGUUGAUUGGUUGGGAGGAGUUUGUGACAGCUUUAUUGCUAAGAUUUGGGCCUUCUAGUUAUGAUGAUCCUAUGGAACAAUUAACUAGGCUAAGACAAGUGGAUACGGUGGAGGAAUAUAAGGCUAAUUUCGAAGCAUUGUCUAAUCGGCUACGGCGAUUAUCAGAGUCUUAUAAGCUAAGCUGCUUUCUCAGUGGCUUAAAGGAUGAAAUCAGAUUAACUGUUAGGAUGUUUAAUCCAAAUAGUUUAAUGGAAGCUUAUGGGCUGGCCAGAAUUUAGGAGGAGAAAGUUUCUCUCCAUAAGAAAUUAAACCCACGACACCAACAGCCCCAUUACAAUGACCCACCAUCUCUUAAACUGUUACCCAAUCCAUACCAGCCAAGACCAAGC